UGGGUUAGGGGGUUGUUGAUUGUUUUAUGUUAUGUGGAUGCAUCCCAUUGUUCUAUUGUGUGUCUGGCUUUGAAGCAAACUAUUAUGGGAUGUAUGUGUUUAUGUGUAUUGGCUUGGGGGGGGGGGGGGUGUCUCCAGCAGCCCUCCCUCCCGAUGGGACUGUCUCUUGUUACUAAAUGUAGAUUGCCCCGCCCUGUGUCUCUUGUUACUAAAUGUAGAUUGCCCCACCCUGUGUCAUUAUGCAGGGAGGGGGGAUUGUUCCCUUGAGUGUAUAUAUCUUGUAUCUGUGUUAAAAUAAACUAGUCUACCUCCUGGUUUACUUCAAGACUGGUGUUGUCUAGUCUUGUAUGGUCGGCUGUGGUGCCUGUUGUC
Messenger RNA from Staurois parvus, 372 nucleotides. NCBI's taxonomy places the organism in Eukaryota, Metazoa, Chordata, Amphibia, Anura, Ranidae. The record is from the annotation of a GenBank genome assembly.